AUGUCUUCAAGAAGUCAAUCAAGAGAGCAGACUGGUUCACGUUCCGCAAAUGCGCCAGCUCGUAGAAGACAGCAUCAUGCGAGAUCCAAGAAAGGAUGCGCGACGUGUAAAGACAGACACAUACGUUGUGACGAGAGGAUGCCGUUCUGUCGAAACUGUGUUCGCGUUGGUCGAGUUUGCAUAUAUACUACAAGUACUACUCCUUCACGCGCAACAACCCCAGACCCACCAACAGCAAGUCAAAUAGACCAUCCCAUGGCUGAAUCGUCCGUGUUUCUCGCGCCUCCAGGAGGGCAACCUGAAUUACUUUGGCAUCCUGAGGAUGAUGGCGGCCAUGACGCUUCUCAACACUCGAUUUCAUUUCAAGGUGGCAUGUCUUCGAUCGCACUUGCGAUAGUUCAGCAAUCUUAUCGAAUCUCCACUAGAAGAUCGUCGUUGCCAGACCGUCCUUUGCUCUUGCUAGAGGACCAAUUACCAGAGUUCAGUGACAUAAAUGGGGUCCAUGGUUGUGUUCAGUAUGCUCUAGUUAGCUUUGGGGCAUACAUAUUUGACCAAGCAAAUAAAAGUGUUAGAUCUAAGGAGCUCUUUCUCUCGCAUGCUUGUGCUGCUUUAGAAAAACUUCAGCACGAAAUAAGCAUUUUUUCUCAAGAGAAUGCCGACGCUAUCGUGACGGCGUCUAUAAUCUUGGCUGGAACCGCUCAAGAUUGGGAGCAGUGGACGGUGUUUAUCGAAGGAUACUCAAUGGCGUUGUCUGAGAUCAAGAGAAAUGGCUGGAAGACUGCAUACCCCGAGUUGCUCGGCGAAGAUUUCCAGCUUCGAGGCUUUUCACCAAUUGAUGAUGAUACCUCAUCGCUCUGGAGAUCCGGGGGCCGGAUCGAAUAUCGUGUGAGCGGGGUUAUCGAGUCUAUACAAGCAGCUGCCAAUUUCAUGGCUUCAGAGAUUUGGAGCGCAAUUGGCUUUCAGGAUUUGGAACAACUUGCAUACACAGUACUUGAAGCAAUUUCCCUAGAAACGGAGUCAGCAACCUACGACAAGCUAGCUUGGCUUCGUUCCUGGAUGUUUUGGAUUGAGUUAAGGAGGACAAAUGGCGAGAAUGAGCAGCGAGCACUCAGCUGCCACUUUUACGCGCUGCUUGCUGCGGUAGUGCCAUUGUUUCCUGCUCGAUAUCAAAGCUCUUUGCUGCGGAGCAGUAUUUCGAAAAUGCGCAAUAUUAUGGAUGAGAUGGAUGAGGAUUCUGCGGCUAAGUUCGGUCUUUCAAAGCUCCUGGAGAGUGGCAGUACACAAUUUUGA
Molecule: messenger RNA, 1290 nt
Organism: Glarea lozoyensis ATCC 20868
Lineage: Eukaryota; Fungi; Ascomycota; Leotiomycetes; Helotiales; Helotiaceae
Product: Zn2/Cys6 DNA-binding protein
Exons: 4
Coding region: 1-1290 (429 amino acids)
Biological process (GO): regulation of transcription by RNA polymerase II
Molecular function (GO): DNA-binding transcription factor activity, RNA polymerase II-specific; zinc ion binding
Source: RefSeq, a predicted model, not a curated record